This is a messenger RNA of Setaria italica (foxtail millet), 1352 nucleotides long. RefSeq names its product CASP-like protein 4A2. Lineage: Eukaryota; Viridiplantae; Streptophyta; Magnoliopsida; Poales; Poaceae. Bases 177 to 1175 code for a protein of 332 amino acids. The transcript has 3 exons. The record is from RefSeq and is a predicted model, not a curated record.
CUCACACAUACACAGUCAUCGUCUUCCAAUCCAAGCCGCCAUCAAAAUCAAAAGCUUCCCCAGCAAUAGCACUGAUUGAUUUACCAAAGCAAAGCGAAGGGGGCGCCUUCCCUGGAGAAAGAAACCCCACUCCCAACUCCCUCCCGGCCUCCCCUCCCCUCCCCUCCUCCGCCCACAUGGCGCUCGAGGCGCAGGCCUCCCCGUCGCCGCGCCGCUCCCCGCCGCGCGCGCCGGAUGCGGCGGCGGAUCCUCCGGCGCGCGAGGCGGCGGCGGGGGACGAGUGGCCGGACCCGGAGGAUCCCCCCGCCGGCGCCGCCGCCGCCCCGCCGGGCUCCCCUCCCGCGGACCCCUCCACGGCCGUCGUCGUCGCGUCGCGGCACCACGCCUCGGCCGCCAAGUACGUGCCGCCGCGCGCCGCGUCCCGCACCGCCGACCCGGACCCCGCCCGCGCCGCGGGGUGGUACUCGUGGAGCGGCCGCCGCAGCGCACCUCCUCCCCCACGCCGCGCUCGCCCCGAUCCGCCGCCCCCGCGGCGACAGCGCCCCGCGGAGGUGGCGCCACCACCACCGCAGCCGCAGGCGCCGGCUCCCGCUCCUCCCCCAGCUCCCGUUCACGCUCCGGCUCCGCCCCCAACCCGGGCCCCUGCCCCGCCUCCGGCUCAGGUUAGGUCGGCCGACCCGGUGGUGUCCAUCCUGUCGCGCAAGCGGCGGGCCGCGGUGAUGCAGUGCACCGCGCUCGUGGCGAGGGGCGCGGCCGCGGGGCUCUGCCUGGCCGCGCUCGCGGUGCUCGCCGCCGACACCCGCAAGGGCUGGGCCCGCGACUCCUACAGCAACUACAGCCAGUUCCGGUACUCGGAGGCGGUGAACGUGAUCGGGUUCGUGUACUCGGUGUUCCAGUUCGCCGCGCUGGUCGGGCUCAUGAGGAACAAUCAGCAUUUGAUCUCCCAUCCCAAGCGUGGCCUCUUCGACUUCACCAUGGAUCAGGUGCUUGCGUACCUUUUGAUAUCGUCAUCAUCAUCGGCAACUGCUCGAGUAGGUGACCUGAUUGACAACUGGGGAAGCGACCCCUUCCCGAGCAUGGCGAACGGCUCCAUCGCCAUAUCUUUCAUGGCUUUCAUAGUUUUUGCCAUCUGCUCCCUCAUCUCCGCGAACAAUCUUUUCCGCCGAGACAUGUAGCUGCUCCUGCCAACUUCUUGUUGCCCUUCCAUUUCUGGACAAAGUUUUCAGCACAGACUUCAUUGUAUUGUGAAUGUAUAUAUAAUAUAUGAUGUGAACUCUAAAACUUCUAGGAAUAAUAUAUAAACAUAUCGAAGGGCAGCUCACUUCUGUGUUGAGCAAAACCCAAAAGUUCCA